AUGGCGGACCUCACGGAGCCCCCUCGAACAACCAGCUUAACUCUCAAUGCAUAUCAAACAGCACUGUGCAUUAUUCCUCCCACACCAUUUGUUGAAGACACUAAUCGACUCCGCGCGUUGUAUGACCAGGCCUUUGAAAAAUGGCCAGCUCAUGUCAAUUUUAUUUACCCCUUUGUGUCAACUGACCGCUUGCCAGCCGCCGUUGAUCUCAUCCGGUCAAAUCUUUUUUCAUGGCUCACGGAAGUUGAGGACACUUGCUUCCAUGUCCGUCUCAAUAAGCCCGGAAAUUUCACACAACGACACGGAAAUAUCGUCUACCUUGCACCGGAUGAGAGCGACGGUUUUCUUAAUCUCAACGACUUUCGGAAUGUGAUUCUGAAGGGCUUCAAGCAGCCCGCCAACGAGCAGCAGAGAGGAUACCAACCCCAUCUGACGAUUGGCCAGAGUAAGGCCAAUGAUGAUAAUGCUCGUGAUCAUCUAUUGUCGAAAGCAAAACUACUCCCACCUAUUGAAUGGCGGGUGGGACAGCUUGCAAUCAUGGUCCGCGAAAAGGCGGGCAAUACGAGGAGGAUGAAACUGUGGGGAACAAUUGACUUGGAUGGGGCGGCCACAUUUAAUCAAAUUGUUGACACGCCUCAAGAUAUGGAACAGGGUAGAGAUGGAAGUAAAAUUUCCACCUCCCCAACGAGUUCGGAAUUUUCUUCGCAAUAUUUGCAUUCAAUUUCAGAACGUGGUGGUUCAGGCGCUGAAUCCAGGAUUACCUAUAUGUUUGCAGCUGAUGCUGGAAUCUGGACUCCUGCGGAAGCAAGCGGUGGGUCAGAAGACGAGGAACAAAUUCAGAGUGCAUUGAAGGUGUCAAGUUACAAUGUCCUAGUCGAUUCUAUAUAUCCUCCGGCAACGGAUAGGCAUCAAAUCCUUCUCCAGACCCUUCUCUCCAAAGCUUCCACGGCCGACGUCUUGGUACUUCAAGAAGUUUCAGAUAGCUUUUUGACAUACAUCCUUGGCCACGACGCUAUUCGAACAACAUAUCCUUUCGCUACUCAUGGUCCACCAGAGCAGAAGGGAAUCGGCCCAUUACCGAGUAUUAGAAACGUUGUUGCGUUGAGCCGUUCGAACUUUACGUGGAGUUGGCUCCCUCUAGGUACCAACCACAAGGGUGCAGUUAUUCUCGCUCUGAGCGAUAUUGGCAAAAUUGAUGAGUCCGGUUACGUGCCGGCGAUAAUCGCUGGAAUUCACCUUUCCAGUGGUCUAUUUGACUAUGCUGUUGCGGCAAGGAAGCAACAGCUCCAGAAAUUAUCAAAUUUCCUUUCUGCGAACUAUACCAACAACCCCAAGGUUAUCGCCGGUGACUUUAACAUGACAACUUCUACCAUCACUCAUGAAGAAGCCUCUGGGAGAAAGUCAAUAUCUUCGCGAUCUAUCGAGACUCUGCCCGUGCUAGAGACUAUGUUACAAUACGCUGGCUACUGGGAUUCGUGGUCAGUAGCCCACACCAAGAUCAGAGACAUGAUGUCGCCCGCUAGGCUUGAACGAGAUUUCACACAGCUAUAUGACGGAGAGCAGGGGGCUACAUUUGACCCUCUGGAGAACUCGCUUGCCGCGAUUUCAUCUGACAGCACGGCAAACCCAAGACCUCAGCGAUAUGACAGAAUACUUUUCAGCAAGGACGAUUUGCGGGUGACUGGGUUCAAUAUGUUUGGCUUUCCUGUAGAAAUAAUUGAUGAAGCAACUGGAAAUAUUGAGCGUCAAUUUCCAAGUGACCAUUGGGGGAUUAGAGCGUCAUUGGAGUUCGACCCGAAUGGUGGAGAAGACGUUGACCCCUUCAAAUCUAUGCCCCUUUAUGCCAAGUUGGCCCACUCCAACUUUGAUAAUCCUGCCGGGCUGAAAGUAUGUCUGGCAGACAAGUCAAUUGUUCCAUCGUCGGAGGAUGCAGAGAAACGGAAAGCUGCAUUUUCGCUUCUGAAAAAUCUCAUUCAGCAUGGCUCAUUGCCAGAGUCUGGCAAAGGCAAAGAGAUUGACCAGCCGAGGCUCUCAAUUGUAGUUACUACAGUGGGUUCUUACGGACUAGGUGUUUGGACUGAUUCGUCAGAUGUGGAUUGUCUGUGUGUUGGUUCGAUUAGUUCGAAGGUCUUCUUCGAGCUUACUCUACAGAGACUCAAAAAGGGAGCAGAAUGGGAUGUGAAAAUCCUGAGGAAGGUUAAGGCUGCUACGGGGACAAUGUUGGAGCUUGAAAUCAACAGCGUCAAGUUCGAUUUGCAGUAUUGUCCAGCAGCAGCUGUUGCUGAAAGAUGGCUAGAAGUACCUCACCUACCUCGAUCUAGCCCCUUAUUUGACCUAGCAUUGCUUCCUCUAAUGAAACUCCAACCGUACCGGGACCAAGCGUACCUUCAACGAACGGUCCCAAAUCCAGCUACAUUCCGUUUACUACAUCGUAUCAUCAAGGCAUGGGCUAAGCACCGUGGAAUUUACUCCUCCAAAUUUGGCUACCUUGGCGGAAUCCAUAUCACGAUGAUGCUGUCCCAGGUGAUGAAGCUCCUCCCCUCUCCCGCUCCGGCACCCAGCGCUGCAGAUAUCCUCUGUACAUUUUUUAAUUAUUAUGGAAACUUCAACUGGAAGGAAGGCGUCAUGUAUGACCCGAGCUUCCAUAAGAAACCGCCUCUGUAUCAUAGAACGCCCCAGGAGGGUAUGGUUAUACUAACGCUCCAUGCUCCUGUUAUGAAUGUUGCACGCUCCGCUUCGAUUCCUUCCACGAGAACAAUAGUCGAUGAAAUGAAACGAGCAGAUAAUCUCAUUUCAGAAGGAAAUACAAAUUGGGCAGAACUCGUUGGGAUUGUGGCUAACACUGGAAAGUCGUCUUUAUCCGUUUCUGGCGAUGAGUUUCUGAGAUCAUACAACAGUUAUAUCAAGAUAAAUGUGCAGUAUUGGGGGUUAUCGCUAGCGAAGGGAAGUUCGUUGGUGGGAUGGUUGGAAUCCAGAUGCUUGGUCCUUCUUGCUGAUCUACAUCGAAAAUUUCCAGACAUCCAGACCAGAAUAUGGCCUGCCAGGUUUACACAGAUCGAGGACCACGAUGAUUCCACCCCAGCGCAAGAGGAGCGUGAAUACCAGGGCUGCUACCUAAUCAGUUUAACAAAAGCAGAGCAUGCCACUGAUCCAACGCGCACGCUUAGCAAAUCUGAUCGCAAACUCGCGCACGAUACACUGCAAGCGUCGAUAGAUCAAUUUGCAAGUAAUAUCCACAACUAUAAGAAAUACUUCGAUUCCGCAUCGGCCUGGGUAGACGUGUCCCAUGUCAAGCAGGGCAAUCUAGGACCUCUGAAUCUCGACGACAGAGACUGGGGUGCUUACAUCAUCCAAGACAACGACUUUGAUGACUCCGAUUCAGAAGAUGACGACUCAGACAUAUACCUAGAGGAGGGCGGUGAUGACAACGCCGACGACGACGAAGCAACCACCGAAUCUGACCUCCUCCCAUCCACCAAAAAGAAAAAUACCCACAAAUCCACCACCAAACCUCCCGUAUUACCCGCGAAACUGCGCCCAGCCUCCGACAUUCUUAGUCGGCUCCGCUGGGACCCGUCACUUCAUGGCACGGAGUAUAUCAUCGGCUAUGAAGAUCGGUUCUUGGGUGAAAAGGAGAUUUCGCUCGAUCGGUGGAAGUCGGAGCAGACGGACGAGGAGUUUAUUCCGCAGCAUCGGAUUUUGUAUUUCAAGCGGAAGGAUGAUGGGAGGGUUGUGUGGGAUCGGGAGGCGCGGAGGGAUGAGAUUUUUGGGAGUGGGGUGGGUAAAGGUAAGGAGUUUUGA
This is a messenger RNA of Blastomyces dermatitidis ER-3, 3801 nucleotides long. RefSeq lists its product as uncharacterized. Gene Ontology annotation, molecular function: RNA binding; poly(A) RNA polymerase activity. The record is from RefSeq and is a predicted model, not a curated record. Gene Ontology annotation, cellular component: nucleus. The transcript has 3 exons. Lineage: Eukaryota; Fungi; Ascomycota; Eurotiomycetes; Onygenales; Ajellomycetaceae. Bases 1 to 3801 code for a protein of 1266 amino acids.